UAAAAAAAGCCUCCCUCUAUUCCUCUGAUGAAAUUUUAUCUGUAUUUCUAUCUUCGUUUUGCUGGGUGCGUUUGCUAUCGUACGUUGUAAUUAUGAAUCUUUUUAUCGGUUUAAUUGAGUAAUAUCCAUUAAAUUAGUCCCUUAUUAAAAGUUAAAAAGUGGUAGAAGUGAAAUCCUUCGUAGGAUAUUAACCAAUGCUGCUGUAUACUGAAUAUGGCUGACGAAAGACUUGUGGUCCUGAAUCGUUGUGACAACUUGGGAUUCGGAUUUUCUUUACUCGGUGAAGCCGGUUUGCCACAUAUUAUUUACGAAAUCGAAGAAAAUUCUCCUGCAGCUCGCAGUGGUGAGGUCGAGGCGGGAGACGUAUUGCUCAAGGUUAAUGGGACUGAUGUGGACCGGUUCACUACCCGAGAAGUGUUAAAAUGUUUGCGACUUUCGUCGGAUCCUGUCACACUUCGACUCAAAAAGGACCCACAGAUCAAAGCGAAUGUGAGGCGCUACAUGUCGGCCGCCGCAGAGCGUCGCUCUAGCCUGCCGCAACGCACAAAAGACAAAUCGGGUUCACCGCCAUCUAGUAAUUCUAACAGCAAUUCAUCGAGCAACUCGUCGAGCAACGGGUCGGGCGGCCAGUCGGGGGAUAGUUGCGAAGGAUUGCUGACGGAAGAACGGGUGGAGAGGCGACUGCGCGUCUCGCAGCCUAAGUUCGAAGCCUAUAUGAUGACUGGGGACCUCAUGCUCAACCUGUCCAGGGUUGAGCAUCCACAUCACAACCACCACGCACCCACACAUCGAACACAUUAUCACAGAUACAAUUCCACGCCCGCGUCGCCGAGUGAGAAUCGGUUAGCAGCUCGCGUCGAGUUGUCACAACGGCACAACUCCUCACCCGACACGGGCUUGGUCGGGGACCACGCCAACAAAUUCUUUGGCAGGUUCAAUUCACAACCUGCGUCACCGGCGGGCGGUAAUGCAGCUGCGAGUGAAGUCGCGACACGCACACAGCAACAUAUCGUUCGAACUUCGAGGUCCGAAGAUCAUUUACAGUUCCAGAAGGAGUCAUCGCUAAGCGCGGUGGCGGUGGAGCUGGAGGAGGACGUGACGUCAUCGCUCAACACGCUGCUGGACGCGCGCCCCGACUCCGCCACGCCCGCGCCGCGCUCCGACUCCGACGAGAGAGACAGUUGUGGUACCAGGAUCGUGUGGACGUACAACGCGCCCGUGUCGCAGUGCAACGGCUCGGCCGCCACCUCCAACUCCACCUCCAUCUCCGACGGCAUGUCGCAGCGGUCGUCGUCCCCGCUGUCGCCGACGUCGGCGUCGUGGUCGGCGCUGUCGCCGCACCGGCCGGCGCUAGCGCCACACCACCACCGCACACUCAACGGUGAUAUGAGCUUAUCAGAAGCCGUAUCGAAUAUUUCUAGUCCAGACUUUCAAGACCAAGACGACAUGUUCGACACGGGUCGGGAAUGCCCCAGGAUGGAGCUCUCCGACCCUUCGGACUCCGACUCUACGAUACUAGUCUCCGAACCUUGUCACAAACGAGCCAAAUCCAACUCCUCUUACUCGGAACACGGCAGUGACGUCACGCUGAACGGCGACAAAGACUAUAGGAUAGUUAUACAAGUGAAGGGACCAGAGAAGAACGCUAACGCGAGCGAUACUGUAAAUAAUAAUAACAAUAGCACUAACUACGCACAAAACGGAAAGGAGAACGGGCACAACUCACCUGAGAAUCAGGGUUAUCAGGAAUUAUGUAGCGGUUCGGAUGCGGGAUCGGACGAGGGCUCGGAUGUGGACUCGCUACACUCGUUCCACUACAGUCCCAAGGCGGUGGACAUCCCCUCCGCGGAGCGCCUCGCCAAGCGCCUCUACCACCUCGACGGUUUCAAGAAGUCGGACGUGUCACGUCAUUUAAGUAAAAACAACGAAUUCUCCCGCGCCGUUGCGGAGGAGUACGUGAAGCACUUCGAGUUCAGCGGCGCGACACUCGACGAGGCGCUGCGGUCGUUCCUCGCGCGGUUCGCGCUGAGCGGAGAGACGCAGGAGCGGGAGCGCGUGCUCGUGCACUUCUCGCGGCGGUUCUUGGAGUGCAACCCCGGCGCUUUCAACUCGCAAGAUGCCGUACACACACUGACGUGCGCCAUAAUGCUGCUGAACACGGACCUGCACGGCUGCGGCAGCGGCACGUUCCGCCGCAUGUCGUGCGCCGAGUUCAUCGAGAACCUCGCCGAGCUCAACGACGGCGAGAACUUCCCGCGCGACACGCUCAAGCACCUCUACCACGCGAUACGCAACCAGCCGCUGCAGUGGGCGCUAGACGCGGAAGCGGCGCCCACUGGUGGCGGUGAAAACAAAGCGACGCCGCCGGUGGGCAGCAACCCGUUCCUGGACCUGCCCGACCAGAGUCGAGCCGUGGAGUACAAGAAGGGCUACGUCAUGCGGAAGUGUUGUUACGACGCUAAUGGGAAAAAGACCCCAUUCGGUCGUCGCGGCUGGAAGAUGUUCUACUGCACACUGCGCGACCUGGUCCUAUACCUGCACAAAGACGAACACGGCUUCCGUCGGAGCCAAAUGUCCGAUAACUUGCACAAUGCUAUCAGGAUACAUCACGCGCUGGCAACGAAAGCCACGGACUACACGAAAAAGCAACAUGUGUUCAGAUUGCAAACUGCAGACCAGGCAGAAUACUUAUUUCAAACUAGCGACUCAAAAGAACUAUGUUCAUGGGUGGAGACGAUCAACUUCGUCUGCGCGGCUUACUCGGCGCCGCCGCUGGCCGGCGCGGUGGGCUCGCAGCGCAAGUUCCAGCGCCCCCUACUGCCCUGCACGCACACCAAACUAUCAAUGCGAGAACAACUAGCGGACCACGAGGAAAGGGCCGCGCGACUGGAGGAGGAGCUGGCGGCGCUGCGCCACGCGCGCGAGCACCCGCAUGCCACGCGCGACAAGGACCACUACCUCGUGCACGAGAUAAAGAGGUACCGCACGUAUGCGUACGUGAUGCGCAUGCGCGGUGGCGGCGCGGGCGCGGACGACAACGCGCCCGCGCUGCCCGAGCGCGCGCACGCGCACAACCCGCCGCCCUGACGUGCCAUGGCGCUGUUCGCCGCCUGCGUGCUCUGAUGCCCCGCCGCGCGCGCCUGCUGCGUGGCCCCACUGAACGUCGAGCGCGGACGCUAUACGCUACACCCACAAAUAUAAGUUACGACAGCAAUGUACAUCUGAACAAACUGGCUUGACAUCGGCAAAGUGUGAAAAAGUGUGGAUGUUACACAGUGAGCCGCAAAUAUAAGUUACGUACGGUAAUUACUUCUGUGUUGGUUCCCGGCAAAGUGUGACAAAGUGUGGAUGUUACACAGUGAGCCACAAAUAUAAGUUACGUACGGUAAUUACUUAUGUGCUUGAUACUGGCAAAGUGUGACAAAGUGUGGAUGUUAUACAGUUGAGCCACAAAAAUAAGUUACAAUUGCAAUGUACCUUGCAAAGUGCAAACUAGCUUGAUACCAGCUAAGUGUGACAAAGAAUGGGUGUUAUACAGAAGGAGCCACAAAUAUAAGUUACAAGGACAGUCCAAGUGCAAACACUAUAGAUUAGAUCCACCAAUAUUAGUUACGACGUUAUAAGAUGUAGACGUCUUUAAAUUAAAAUACUUUGCUUGCAAAUCCACAGAUGCCAUUGUAACUUAUAAUUGAGGCAAUAAUGUAUUCAAGUGACGUGCGUUUUACUAUAGUGUUGUCGCGCAAAUACAAACUGAAAUAGCAACUUGUCCCAAACUUUAAGAGAAUGUGAACCAAGUCAGGCAAAAUGGGUGUGAAUGUGUCCAAAAUCUUGUGCUUACAAAGAACUGACUCUCGCCAAAUUCUAAAGAUAAGUUAUAUGUUGUAUUUGAAGAAUAGAAUUAGCCUCAUGGUAGCUUAUUCUGUUGUACAUAUUCUCUAAACUAAAUUGACAAGUCUAAAGUUGCCUUCAAACUACGGAAAUAUAAUAUAAUAUAUAAAUAUCGCUCACCCUACUUUUAAAUGUCACUGUCCACACUUAGAUGUAAUAUUAUUACAUCUAACAGUGUGAACAGUGACAUUUAAAAGUAGGGUGAGCGAUAUUGAUGUAUUAUAUUAUAUUCCGUAGUUUGAAAUCAACUUAAAUGUAGUGCUAUACUUUUGCUGAAGGGAACAUUAUGAAAAGGAUAGUAAUCAUUUAGACCUGUCAUUUUUGUACAGUACAGAGAUUGUGUGCAGCAAAAUUAUUAUAGCCACAAUGCCCCUUAACCUUUGUAACCAUUGCAAGGCUGGAUGCAGAUUAACAAUAAUAAAGAUGUGAAUGUUGUGAAGUGACAGCAUGUAUAACUCUUAAGUUAUUUAUAAAAAUUUACAGACAUUAUAAACGACUUAAAAACAAUGAAUGUAUGACAGAAAUGUGUAUAAGCCAUAUUCUUUAUGUAAAUUUUUAUUUGUAAUCGAAAUUAAUGCUGAAUCAAAGAACUGUAGAAUCAUUACAUAGGAUUUUUCCAUGACCAUGGGAAAACAAAACUAGGGAAAAAUUGGUCUUUUUGAUGUGGCUACUUCUGUUAUAACACACACUCUGUACUUCUGUUGUACACAGUCUCUAAACUAAAUGAAACUGACAGGUCUAAAUCUAGUGCUAUCUUUUUCUACAGAGAGCAUUAUGAAAGGGAUAAUCAGCAAUAUAUUUAGACCUGUCAUUUUAGUUUAGAUAUUGUAGAGCCACAUUAAGCUGUUGUUGCCAACCUUGGUGACAAAACACUACUUUGUAAUAUAAAAGUGAAACCAAAGUGGCAGUCAAACCCCACCUAAUUAACCUUUUGGUUGCAUACUGAAAUGGUAAGAAUGAAAGUAUAGAAUUUGAUAAUUCUAUUUAAGCACCACUUCAUAAUAACUCUCAGCCUAUAUUGGGCCCAAAAAUAUCAGUUAUAUUUUAUAAAAUAACAAAAAAAAAAUGCCUACAGAUUUUUUGGUGCAAAAACUGCUCAUUAAUAAAACCUAACCACCACCUAAAAUUAAUCAAGAACUUAGAUCAGAAGCAUAAAAGUACAUUUUAUACAUUAAUGUUACUAAUAAAAAAAAUGUAAAUAAAUGAAAAUUCUUAUUGUAAUAAUAAUGUAAUAUUAUUGUGAUCAAGAACUUGGAACAUACAAGUACAUUUAGACACUAUUUUAUAUUUAAAAUUAAUAUUACCAAAAAAUGAGAAAUAACACAAAUUAUUAUUAACUAUCUUAGCUAUUUCUUCAAGAAAAUAUUGAAAUAUGGAACCCACUUUCAUAUUCACAUGAAUGUGGACAGUAGGUUCAAUAUUUUACUAUUAGUUUAUGCUAAGAUACCUCUUGCCACUUCACAACUGUUAUUACCCUGUCCAAAAGCCAAUUCAAUAAUAAUUAAAGAAUAAGAAGAGGAUGAAUGAAUGAAUAUACUUUUAUUCUAUAGGACCUGCUCUAUCAAACAUUUUACUGAUAACAGGCCGCCAUACUUUGAAGCGUGCGUAGGAGUCGUUUUAGACAAAGGUGAGUCAACACUGCGCCAGUGUCUAUUGUCGUUACGCACUUGGUGUCACACAAGCAUACGAAUUUGUCUUCACUUUUAAAAUACGAAUGUAUGAGCUUUGCCUAACCUGAGUUUUAUACUUAACAUCUUUGCAUUUAUUAAACAAAAUAUGGAAACGCUUUGCAGUUUUAAUUAACUGCAAAACAUGUCCAUAUUUUGUUUUCAACAUUUUGAUUUCUAUAUUUUUGCUGUCAGAAUAUGUUAUUACUAUUUAUAUAUGGCUUAUAGGUGGAGAUAGUGCCAUGUUUGUUUCUAUUUUGGCUCAAUCACAGUAUAUAAAUAAUAUAUAUUCAUAAUAAUUUUGUCCUCUUUUUUUAGUCAUUGGUUCAAAAUCCAAAUGCUUCUCUAAUGAUCCUACUAAUUUCACUCACAAAGUUGGUAAUGUUAAAAAGUUGCAAGUGUGAAGUUUGCACUUAGCAGGAGCUAACAAAGUGAGCUUAUUAAUAUUUGGGUAGGGUAAUUAUAGUUCAUUCAGUUUUGAAAGUAUGUGUUACACACUACAGCACAGUAAGUGAUAUAGUGUGCAUCACUUACUGUGAUGUGUGCAUACUAUCUAAAAUAUUGUUUACAGUAUGAACCAACUUAUGACUGCAGCUGCAUUCACUUAUGAAUUCUCUUU
Molecule: messenger RNA, 6174 nt
Organism: Maniola jurtina (meadow brown)
Lineage: Eukaryota; Metazoa; Arthropoda; Insecta; Lepidoptera; Nymphalidae
Gene: Efa6
Product: PH and SEC7 domain-containing protein
Exons: 20
Coding region: 214-3087 (957 amino acids)
Biological process (GO): regulation of ARF protein signal transduction
Molecular function (GO): protein binding; phospholipid binding; guanyl-nucleotide exchange factor activity
Source: RefSeq, a predicted model, not a curated record